Eimeria mitis is the source of this 1737-nucleotide messenger RNA. RefSeq lists its product as uncharacterized. The record is from RefSeq and is a predicted model, not a curated record. Bases 1 to 1737 code for a protein of 578 amino acids. The transcript has 8 exons. NCBI's taxonomy places the organism in Eukaryota, Apicomplexa, Conoidasida, Eucoccidiorida, Eimeriidae.
AUGCCCCCAGAAUGGCCCGCAGCGAGAACGCUGGCUAAUCGUUUAUCAGCAACUCACAGGCCAUCAGCAGCAAACAGCAACAGCAGCAGCAACAGCAGCAGCAGUAGCAGCAGCAGCAGCAGCAAGAAACUAACCGUAGGGUCUGUCUGUCUCCGCCAUGAGGUGGCGGUCUUCGAACGAGCCCGGCAGAGGCCGCCCAGCAGCAGUAGCAGCAACAACAGCAGUAGCAGCAGCAGCAGCAGCAGCAAGAAGCUAACCGUAGGGUCUGUCUGUCUCCGCCAUGAGGUGGCGGUCUUCGAACGAGCCCGGCAGAGGCCGCCCCAUCUCCAGCAAACGCAUGAACCAGUGACGGUCCCCCUACAGCAGCAACAGCAGCAGCAGCAGCAGCAGCAGCAACAGCAGCAGCAACAAUAUUUCACGUACAGAGGCGCUUCCCACCUGUCCAAGGCCGAGGGGCUGCGCUGCAAGUUCGUUAGCAGCACAGCAGCAGAAGCACUGACAGUGUUGUUGCAACAGCAGCAACAGCAGCAGCAAACAGCAGCAGCACGCAGCAGCAGAAGAGAGACAGCGCCGAGGGACAAGUUAGACGCAGCUCAGAAGGACACAGACACUCCAGUAUCGAUACUGCAGCAGCAACAGCAGCAGCAACAGCAGCAGCAACAGCAGCAGCAGAAGCAGCAGCAACAGCAGCAGAAGCAGCAGCAGCAGCAAGACAAUAAGAGAACAGCCGCCGCCCAAUUCGCCGCCGCAGCCCCCCCAGCUCAUCCUCACAAGCAAUCAGGUAGUCGAGCAAGUUCUGUAGAAGCAGCAGCAGCAAUGCAGCAGCAGCAGCAGCAAUGCAGCAGCAGCAGCAGCGGCAAGUGCAACAGCAGCAGCAGAAGUUCAGAAGCAGCGGCAGCAGCACGUGCAGCAAAAGCAGCACUAGCAGCAGUGGAAAUACCGGAGCAGCGGCAGCAACCACUGCAGCAGCAGCAGCAACAGCAACAGCAGCAACAGCAGCAGCAGCAGCAGCAGCAGAGCACCCGCGAUGCCGCAGGAGACCCCAUGAAGUAUGAAAACGGUGCAGCAGCAGCAGCAGCUGCUGCUGCUGCUGAGUUGCUCUUCACUCCUGCUGCAGUCUUUGAUCGUGUUGCUGCUCUUGCUCUUGCUGUCGCUAUUGCUGUUACUGCUGCUGUUGCUGCUGUUGCUGCUGUUGCUGGUGCUGGAUGGAGGCAGUCAACAGCGAGGGGUCUGGAGAGGCCUAGGGGGCCGCGGAAGACGGACAUCUCCAACAGCAGCAGCAGCAGCAGCAGCAGCAGCAGCAAAGUGGCUCAGACUCAAGCCGAGGCAGUAGGAGAGGCUGCAGCAGCCAGAAGAGAGAGCAGGAGACAGAGAAAGAGACAGAAAAAGAGACAGAAAAAGAGACAGAGGAGACAGCGGGCAGCAGCAGUAACAGCAGCAGCAGCAGCAGCAGCAGCAGUACCAGUAGCAGCAGCAGGAGCAGCAGCAGCGUCGCAGCAGGUCGAUCUCUUGCCGCGAGUAGGCCGCAGCCGACUACAGACGCAGAGCAGCAGCAGCAAGCAGCAGCAGCAACUGCAGCAGCAGCUGGUACUGCUGCCGCCACUGCGGCAGGAACAACAGCGCCGCCUGAAGCUUCAUGACACUGUCCUAGCAGCAGCAGAAGCAACAGCAGCAGCAACGACAGCAGCAACAUCUGCUGCAGGAGCAGCAGACGAGGCGCUCAUGGAGCAGCAUUGA